UGAUUUCAGACAAAUCCAUUGAGAAGGCUAGUCUAUACUGCACUUCCCUUAUUGGCAAUAAUAAUGGCUUCCCUUCUCUCAUCUAAUUCUGCUGCUCCUAGUCAUUAUGAAGUUAAUCCUAACUCAAGAUUUGAGGCUACUUUGAUAGAAGAAACAUGUAGUGCUCAAAAACCAAAAGGGACCAAAGGAGGAGAAACUUCAGGUUGGAAUAAUAAUGAGAGAGAAGAGAAGGGUACGUGCUUGAGUUGGAAGGAUGUAAGGGUGACUGCUUCUGUGGGAAAGAAUGGAAGCAAAUCAAUUCUUGAGGGUCUAACUGGUUAUGCCAAGCCAGGGCAACUCUUGGCCAUAAUGGGUCCUUCUGGCUGUGGAAAAUCUACACUUCUUGAUACCUUAGCAGGGAGAUUAGGUUCCAACACAAGGCAAACUGGGGAGAUUCUGAUCAACGGGAAGAAACAAGCACUGGCAUAUGGAACCUCAGCAUAUGUAACACAAGAUGAUACCUUACUCACAACCUUAACGGUUGGAGAAGCAGUGCACUAUUCAGCUCAACUCCAAUUACCUGACACCAUGCCCAAAGAAGAGAAGAAAGAGAGAGCAGAUUUCACAAUCAGAGAAAUGGGUCUUCAAGAUGCCAUUAACACCAGAAUUGGAGGGUGGGGUGUUAAGGGAAUCAGUGGGGGUCAGAAGAGGAGAGUGAGCAUUUGCAUUGAGAUUCUAACUCGACCAGGGCUUCUGUUUCUUGAUGAACCAACUAGUGGACUUGAUAGUGCUGCUUCCUAUUAUGUCAUGAAAAGAAUUGCCACCCUUGAUAAGAAAGAUGAUGUUCACAGAACUGUUGUUGCCUCAAUUCAUCAACCUAGUAGUGAAGUUUUUCAACUUUUUGACAACCUUUGUCUUUUGUCUUCUGGUAGAACUGUUUACUUUGGACCCGCUUCUGCUGCAAAAGAGUUUUUCGCUUCAAAUGGCUUUCCUUGUCCUCCUCUCAUGAAUCCAUCUGAUCAUUUACUUAAAACCAUAAACAAAGAUUUUGAUCAGGACACUGAGUUGAAUUUAGGAGGAACAGUAACAAUACCCACCGAAGAAGCAAUUCGUAUCCUUGUAGAUUCAUACAAGUCAUCUGAAAUGAACCAUGAAGUUCAGAAAGAAGUGGCAGUACUAACUGAAAAGAACACCAGUUCAACAAACAAGAAGAGAAGACAUGCUGGCUUCCUUAACCAGUGCUUUGCUCUAACCAAAAGAUCGUCCAUUAACAUGUAUCGUGAUCUAGGCUAUUACUGGUUACGCCUUGCCAUUUAUAUUGCAUUGGCUAUAAGUUUAGCCACUAUUUUCUAUGAUCUGGGUACUAGUUAUCGCUCAAUUCAGGAUAGAGGUUCAUUUCUUAUGUUUGUGUCUUCAUUCAUGACUUUCAUGACCAUUGGCGGAUUCCCUUCCUUUGUGGAGGAUAUGAAGGUGUUUGAACGUGAAAGACUAAAUGGACAUUAUAGUGUCACUGCAUUUGUGAUUGGGAACACCUUUUCAGCAAUCCCAUACUUGUUGUUGGUUUCAAUCAUUCCUGGGGCUAUAGCCUAUUACCUACCUGGUCUUCAGAAAGACUUUGAGCACUUUGUGUACUUCAUUUGCGUUCUCUUUGCUUGCCUGAUGCUAGUAGAGAGCCUUAUGAUGAUAGUUGCAAGCAUUGUCCCCAACUUUCUAAUGGGUAUCAUAACCGGGGCUGGAAUUCAAGGAAUCAUGAUUAUAGGUGGUGGAUUCUUUAGGUUACCAAAUGAUCUUCCUAGGCCAUUUUGGAAAUACCCUAUGUUCUAUGUUGCAUUCCAUAGAUAUGCCUACCAAGGAUUGUUCAAAAAUGAGUUUGAAGGACUAAGAUUCGCUACAAAUAACGUUGGUGGUGGCUACAUUAGUGGUGAAGAGAUUCUAAGAGAUAUGUGGCAAGUGAACAUGAGUUACUCAAAGUGGUUUGAUCUUGGAAUCUUGCUAGGGAUGAUUAUUCUGUAUCGUGUUCUCUUUUUGAUUAACAUCAAAACUACUGAGAAGCUGAAGCCAAUCAUUGUAUCAUUCAUGUCAUCAUCAAGGUCUUCACCUAAGCCAACAAUACAGAUCAUGCAGAAUCCCAAUGCAACUCCUUUACAAGAAGUUCAAGUCAUAUAAAAUUGAAGAAUCUGUAGGUUCAAGUGUGGAGGAGAAAAACCAUUUUCAUCUUCAUAUAGAUUUGUGAGAGAUCAAGAGAUAUUAAAAAGUCUAUCGUACUCCAUCAAAACGAAAGUAGAGAAUAUCUAGAUUUGUAUCUUCGUUUAUAUAAAUGACUAGUGUUCUUAAUAUUUCUGCUUUCUAAUCAUUAACUCAACGAAAUUCAUAGUUAAUUAACAUGAUGAUACAUAUGUGGCGGAAAUAGAACCAUGCAAAUUAGAAAC
This is a messenger RNA of Glycine soja, 2408 nucleotides long. Its product is annotated as ABC transporter G family member 11-like. Gene Ontology annotation, molecular function: ATP hydrolysis activity; ATP binding; ABC-type transporter activity. The transcript is spliced from 8 exons. Gene Ontology annotation, cellular component: membrane. The coding region runs from base 64 to 2145 and encodes 693 amino acids. The record is from RefSeq and is a predicted model, not a curated record. Lineage: Eukaryota; Viridiplantae; Streptophyta; Magnoliopsida; Fabales; Fabaceae.